AUGGAAGUUCAUGCAAUCUGUUGCAUUCCUCUUUCAGUUUAUAGUUCUAAAGAUAAAAUGGUGUGGUCUGUUGAUAACUCUGGCAUCUAUACGGUACGUAGUGGUUACCGCUGUCUUGUUGAAUUGUAUAUUAACGAUAUUACGAAUACUAACUAUACAGGAAUUUACAAGGAGAUUUGGGGUUUAAAUCUUCCCCCAAAAAUCAGAAUUGCUAUUUGGCGAUUUACAUAUGAGUAUAUUCCUACUGCAGUUAACCUCUACAAUAGAAGAAUAAGUUCAUCGCCAAUUUGCCCUAGCUGUGGAGAGGUCCCUGAGAAUUUUAUGCAUACUCUUCUGAUGUGUGGCCUUGCAAAAACUGUUUGGCAAUCAAUCGGUGUUGACUGGUCAAAUUUUAAUGAAAAUAUGGAUUUCUACACCUGGCUUAAUUUAGUUUUUCAAAACAGAAGGCAUGAUUUUGGUAAAAUUGCUGCAACCACGGCCUGGGCACUCUGGCAAGCCCGCAAUAAGCGCACAAUGGAAGGAAAACGACAAUCGGUCCAAGAUAUUUACUCUAUUAUUUUCAGUAUUAUAAAGGAAAUGAGGGAAUUGAAAGAUAAAAUACCUACUCCGGUGAAUGCAAUGAACUCUAUAUGGAAGCCCCCUCAAGAACCUUUUGUUAAGGUGAAUUUUGAUGCUGGGUUCAAAAUAACCCUCCACCAUUCUUAUUAUGGUUUUGUUAUCAGGAAUAGUAAAGGUUUGGUUAUGAGAAGCGAAACUAUUUUUAAUAAAUUUGUCUCCAAUUCUUUUACAGUAGAAGCUAUAGCUUGUCAAGCUUUGGAUUUCGCAAGGGAAAUGGGUUUUUCUCAUGCUCAAAUGCAGGGUGAUUCUAGGACCGCAAUUGUCAAAAUAAACCAAGUACUACCAGAUUUUUCAGAUAUGGGGACUUACAUUGAAGAAAUAAAUAUCAAAGCGAGCUCUUUUCAGCACAUCUCCUUUCACCAUGUUGAUAGACGAGCUAAUAUGGUGGCUCAUAUGUUAGCAAAAGUAAGGAUGUCGAUACCGAAAGACAGGUUUUGGGUGGAGGAUUUACCAGCGGCGGCAGAGGUUCACUUGGCUAGAGAUCUCUCGGGAUUGGUUUCUCAGAUCUGA
This is a messenger RNA of Gossypium arboreum, 1128 nucleotides long. RefSeq lists its product as uncharacterized. Bases 1 to 1128 code for a protein of 375 amino acids. NCBI's taxonomy places the organism in Eukaryota, Viridiplantae, Streptophyta, Magnoliopsida, Malvales, Malvaceae. The transcript has a single exon. The record is from RefSeq and is a predicted model, not a curated record. Gene Ontology annotation, molecular function: RNA-DNA hybrid ribonuclease activity; nucleic acid binding.